AUGCUUAAUUUCACCGAUGUGAAAGAGUUUAUUCUUUUGGGACUAACUAGUCAUCGGGAAUGGCAAGUUCUCUUCUUUAUCAUUUUUCUUGUGGUCUAUAUUAUCACGUUAGUGGGCAAUAUUGGCAUGAUCAUGCUAAUCAAGGUCAGUCCACAGCUCAAUAGCCCCAUGUACUUUUUUCUCAGUCAUUUGUCAUUCGUUGACGUGUGGUUUUCUUCCAAUGUCACCCCUAAAAUGUUGGAAAACCUGUUAUCAGAGACAAAAACUAUUUCUUACACUGGCUGCCUGGUACAGUGUUUCUUCUUCAUUGCCCUUGUCCAUGUAGAAAUUUUUAUCCUUGCUGUGAUGGCCUUUGAUAGAUACAUGGCAAUUGGGAAACCUCUGCUCUAUGGCAGCAGAAUGUCAAGGGUUGUCUGUAUUCGACUGAUCUCUUUCCCUUACAUAUAUGGUUUUCUGACUAGUCUGGCAGCAACAUUAUGGACUUAUGGCUUGUACUUCUGUGGAAAAAUUGAGAUCAACCACUUCUACUGUGCAGACCCUCCUCUUAUCAAAAUGGCUUGUGCUGGGACCUUUGUCAAAGAAUAUACCAUGAUCAUUCUUAUAAUGCCAAAUUUCACAGAUGUGACAGAAUUUAUCCUUCUAGGGUUGACCAGUCACCAGGAUCUUCAAGUUCUCUUUUUUGGGGUGUUCCUAGUAGUUUACAUAAUAACUCUAUUAGGGAAUAUUGGUAUGAUCAUAUUGAUCAGUGUCACCCCCCAGCUUCAGAGCCCUAUGUACUUUUUCUUGAGUCAUCUGUCUUUUGUGGAUGUGUGGUUUUCAUCCAAUGUCACCCCCAAAAUGCUGGAAAACUUAUUAUCAGAGACAAAAACCAUUUCUUAUGUGGGGUGUUUGGUGCAGUGUUACUUUUUCAUUGCUCUUGUCCAUGUGGAAGUCUAUAUCUUGGCAGUGAUGGCCUUUGAUCGCUACAUGGCCAUCUGCAACCCUUUGCUUUAUGGCAGUAAAAUGUCCAGGACUGUCUGUGUUCGGCUCAUUUCUGUGCCUUAUGUCUAUGGAUUCUCUGUUAGUCUAAUAUGCACACUAUGGACAUAUGGCUUGUACUUCUGUGGAAACUUUAAAAUCAACCACUUCUACUGUGCAGACCCUCCUCUCAUCAAGAUUGCCUGUGGCGGGGUCUACAUCAAAGAAUACACAAUGAUUGUGAUUGCUGGAAUUAACUUUACCUACUCCCUCUCAGUGGUCCUCAUCUCCUAUACCCUCAUUGUAGUAGCUGUGCUACGCAUGCGUUCUGCUGAUGGGAGGAAGAAGGCCUUCUCCACAUGUGGGUCCCACUUGACAGCUGUUACCAUGUUUUAUGGGACUCUCAUAUUCAUGUAUCUCAGGCGGCCCACUGAAGAGUCUGUGGAGCAGGGGAAAAUGGUGGCUGUGUUUUAUACCACUGUGAUCCCCAUGUUGAACCCCAUGAUCUACAGUUUGAGGAACAAGGAUGUGAAAGAGGCAGUCAAUAAAGCAAUCAUCAAGGCCAACUUGGGCCAGUGA
Messenger RNA from Myotis myotis, 1536 nucleotides. Its product is annotated as olfactory receptor 5M9. Gene Ontology annotation, biological process: sensory perception of smell; G protein-coupled receptor signaling pathway. The transcript is spliced from 2 exons. Gene Ontology annotation, cellular component: membrane. Gene Ontology annotation, molecular function: odorant binding; olfactory receptor activity; G protein-coupled receptor activity. Lineage: Eukaryota; Metazoa; Chordata; Mammalia; Chiroptera; Vespertilionidae. The coding region runs from base 1 to 1536 and encodes 511 amino acids. The record is from RefSeq and is a predicted model, not a curated record.